This is a messenger RNA of Ciona intestinalis (vase tunicate), 976 nucleotides long. Its product is annotated as microtubule-associated protein 1 light chain 3 beta-like. The record is from RefSeq and is a predicted model, not a curated record. NCBI's taxonomy places the organism in Eukaryota, Metazoa, Chordata, Ascidiacea, Phlebobranchia, Cionidae.
AUUCAGUUACUGUUAUGUUUUGAAUGUUUUUUUCCAGAAAACACUGUUAAGGUCAAUUUAUAUUGUGACGUCAUAAGCAGAUAAAGCAAGAUGCCCGGAGACCGAACUUUCAAACAAAGACGAAGCUUCGAGGACCGAGUAAAAGAUGUGAGUGAAAUACGGAAGGAACAUCCAAAUAAAAUACCAGUUAUUAUUGAGAGAUACCAAGGAGAGAAACAGUUGCCGGUGUUGGACAAAACCAAGUUCCUGGUCCCUGAUCAUGUUUCUAUGUGUGACCUUGUGAGAAUUAUUAGACGGAGAUUACAACUGAGUCCAAGCCAAGCCUUUUUCCUUCUCGUUAACGGGCAUAGCAUGGUUAGUGUAUCAGACGCAGUGUCAGAAAUAUACAGCGAACAACAAGAUGAAGACGGUUUCUUAUACAUGACAUACGCCUCACAAGAAACCUUUGGUACCUAAACUGUAAAAAAGUUUAAAAAUUCAAAAACUGCCAACAAAAACAACGCAAACUCAUACUUGUAAAGCUAAAAUGUAAAAAAAUAGCUAGUAGUGUGUGUUUGUGUAUUAUGUUAUAACCGGUAUUAACACAAACAUUGAAAACAAAAAAUGUUUAGUAAUCAGUACAAUGUAGCCUGGGGUUAUAUGAUGAUUGUUUUGUUAAUUACAUGUACUGGAUGUGUAUAACAUUUUCUUUCUCGCAUGAAAUAUCUUGUACAUAAUAUAUACAUACUUGGUAAUCUCCUCACUCCGAAACAGCACAGCAGAAAUAUAGUUAACAUCAUAACAACACCCACAUCAUCAUAUACUCAUAGUUAUGAUGUCGUAGGUAUGACACAUUGAUAUUAUGACUUGUGCUUUUAUUACCACGUAAACACCUUUUACAGAUAAUUCUGUUUUAAUUCAUAUUUUGUUGAUGUUAUUAAGUGUUAUUGCUGGCGCACUUAAAAUUGUUGUAUGUAAAUAAACGUAUGUACUUGUA